Molecule: messenger RNA, 20167 nt
Organism: Coregonus sp. 'balchen'
Lineage: Eukaryota; Metazoa; Chordata; Actinopteri; Salmoniformes; Salmonidae
Source: the annotation of a GenBank genome assembly
AGCAGUGGGAAGGGAGGAAGAGGAGGAGGAGGAGGGCGCAGGGCCAGUGUGACCAGCGUGGACAGUGAGACAUCCUUCUGCUCUGUGGGCCGGAUGAGUAGCACCAUCACCAACAGUGAGUGGGAGAGAGAAUGAAAGAGAGACAGGAGAGAGAGAGAGGUGGACACUGCUCGUUAGCGAUCAGAUCAAAAGGGCACAUUGGAACUAUGCUUUAUACAUUAUUUAAUCAAUUAUCUACGGUGGGAACAUAUAGCCAGACUAAGGAGAUCCAACUGUGCCUCUCCAGCUUUUACCUCAGAUUAACCUACUUCUAAUGUUAAUACUGUGGUGGCUAAAAGACCAUAUGAAUAUUACCAUUAGUACCCACAAAUCACUUCAAAUAACUCCAAGAAAACCUUAUUAUCUUGAUAGUCCUGUGUUCAUUCUCUCCCUUCUGUGUGUUUCUCUCUCUCUCUCUCUCUGUGUGUGUGUGCGUGUGUGUGUGUGUGCGCCUCAGUUUCCAGUAGCUGGUGGGGCUCUAAGAGGUUGGACUAUGCUCUGUACUGUCCAGACGUGUUGACCUCCUUCCCCACCGUGGCACUGCCUCAUCUCUUCCAUGCCUCCUACUGGGAGUCCACUGAUGUAGCUGCGUUUGUGCUCCGACAGGUAAGACCCCCAUAUGUACAGUACCAUAAUGAUGGACUGUUGUUUCUCUUUGCUUAUUUGAGCUGUUCUUGCCAUAAUAUGGACUUGGUCUUUUACCAAAUAGGGCUAUCUUCUGUAUACCACCUCUACCGUGUCACAACACAACUGAUUGUCUCAAACACAUUAAGAAGGAAAGAAAUUCCACAAAUUAACUUUUAAGAAGGCACACCUGUUAAUUGAAAUGCAUUCCAGGUGACUACCUCAUGAAGCUGGUUGAGGGAAUGCCAAGAGUGUGCAAAGCUGUCAUCAAAGCAAAGGGUGGCUACUUUGAAGAAUCUCAAAUCUCAAAUAUAUUUGGAUUUGUUUAACACUUUUUUGGUUACUACAUGAUUACAUAUGGGUUAUUUUAUAGUUUUGAUGUCUUCACUAUUAUUCUACAAUGUAGAAAAUAGUAAAAAUUAAGAAAAAUCCUUGAAUGAGUAGGUGUGUCCAAACUUUUGACUAUUACUGUAUGUGUGUGUGUGUGUCUUUGUGGUUCUCGUGACUAUUGAAACUAGAAUUCAGAUACUGUAUACCAACAGGCAUUAUUUGUGCUGUGGAUUGUGGUUGUGCGUGUUUGCAUGCCUGCAUGCAUAUGUGUGUGUGAGGGUUUGUGUGCGCUUGUAUUAUGUGUAUGUAGGCGGUGUGUGUGGGUCUGCUCGUGGUAUUUUCAGACACUCACGGAGUGAGUGUCCAAUUAAAACCCAUUCUGACCACUGACAGCCUUUUAACUUGGCCAUUAGAGAGCAAUGAGAUACACUAUAUGGCCAAAAGUAUGUGGACACCUGUUCAUCUAACUUCUCAUUUCAAAAUCAUGGGCAUUAAUAUGGAGUUGGUCCCGCCAUUGCUGCUAUAACAGCCUCCACUCUUCUGGGAAGGCUUUCCACUAGAUGUUGGAACAUUGCUGCGGGGACUUGCUUCCAUUCAACCACAAGAGCAUUAGUGAGAUCGGACACUGAUGUUGGGCGAUUAGGCCUGACUCAUAGUCGGCAUUCCAAUUCAUCCCAAAGGUGUUCGAUGGGGUUGAGGUCAGGGCUCUGUGCGGACCAGUCAAGUUCUUCCACACUGAUCUUGACAAACCGUUUCUGUAUGGACCUCGCUUUGUGCAUGGGGCCAUUGUCAUGCUGAAACAGGAAAGGGCCUUCCCCAAACUGUUGCCACAAAGUAGUAAGCACAGAAUCGUCUAGAAUGUCAUUGUAUGCUGUAGCGUUAAGAUUUCCCUUCACUGAAACUAAGGAGCCCGAACCAUGAAAAACAACCCCAGACCAUUAUUCCUCCUCCACCAAACUUUACAGUUGGCACUAUGCGUUGGGGCUGGUAGCGUUCUUCAAGCAUCCGCCAAACCCAGAUUCGCCCGUCGGACUGCCAGAUGGUGAAGCGUGAUUCAUCACUCCAGAGAACGUGUUUCCACUGCUCCAGAAUCCAAUGGCGGCGAGCUUUACACCACUCCAGCCAACGCUUGGCAUUGCGCAUGGUGAUCUUAGGCUUGUGUGCGGCUGCUCGGCCAUGGAAACCCAUUUCAUGAAGCUCCCGAUGAACAGUUAUUGUACUGAUGUUGCUUCCAGGGGCAUUUUGGAACUCGAUAGUGAGUGUUGCAACCGAGGACAGCCAAUUUUUUGCACUCUGCGGUCCCGUUCUGUGAGCUUGUGUGGCUUACCACUUCGCAGCUGUGAUGGGUGAUUUGAAGGAGUCAGGCGCAGGAGGGUAAAUCACAGAAUAACAUAAUUUAUUCCGGAAGACAGAGUUACGCAGUAAUGCGUCAAAACAGUCAAGUGCGCAAAACAGGCGCACUGGAACCAGCAAGGCACACAGUGAAAAUAACCCAGCAAUACAAAAUACAAGGAGCUCAACCAAGCUUCACUCUCCUCACAAUAAACAAUCACACACAAAGACAAGGGGGCAGAGGGAACACUUAUACAGGUACUGAUGAGGGGAUAUGAACCAGGUGUGUGUAAUAAACAAGACAAAACAAAUGGAAUGAUGAGAUGAGGAGCGGCAGUGGCUAGAAGGCCGGUGACGACGAACGCCGAAGCCUGCCUGAACCAGGAGAGGAGGCAGCUUCGGAGAAAGUCGUGACAGCGGCUGAGCCGUUGUUGCUCCUAGACGUUUCCAAUUCACAAUAACAGUACUUACAGUUGACCGGGGCAGCUCUAGCAGGGCAGAAAAUUGACGAACUGACUUGUUGGAAAAGUGGCAUCCUAUGACGGUGCCACGUUGAAUGUCACUGAGCUCUUCAGUAAGGCCAUUCUACUGCCAAUGUUUGUCUAUGGAGAUGUGCUCAAUUUUAUACUCCUGUCAGCAACUGGUGUGGUGAAUAGCCAAAUCUAGAAUUUGAAGGGGUGUCCACAUACUUUAAGGAGAAGAGAUCAGAGCAGCCUCCCAAUACAGUAAGGGGUUGUGUUUCAAAUGGCACCAUAUUCCCUAUAUAGUGCACUACUUUUGACAAAGGCCCAUAUGACUCUGGUCAAAAGUAGUGCACUAUAUAGGGAAUAAGGUCCCAUUUGGGAUGCACCCAUGGUGUUGGCUGCUUCUGCUGCGGUACCUCAGUCUUUUGGGUGGGAGAGUGACGUGAGGGGAAUCAGAGAGUACACAGGAAAUACAGUGGCUUGCGAAAGUAUUCACCCCCCUUGGCAUUUUUCCUAUUUUGUUGCCUUACAACCUGGAAUUAAAAUGGAUUUUUGGGGGGUUUGUAUCAUUUGAUUUACACAACAUGCCUACCACUUUGAAGAUGCAACAUAUUUUUUAUUGUGAAACAAACAAGAACUAAGACAAAAAAAAACAGAAAACUUGAGCGUGCAAAACUAUUCACCCCCCCCCAAAGUCAAUACUUUGUAGAGCAAUUACAGCUGCAAGUCUCUUGGGGUAUGUCUGUAUAAGCUUGGCACAUCUAGCCACUUGGAUUUUUGCCCAUUCUUCAAGGGAAAACUGCUCCUGCUCCUUCAAGUUGGAUGGGUUCCGCUGGUGUACAGCAAUCUUUAAGUCAUACCACAGAUUCUCAAUUGGAUUGAGGUCUGGGCUUUGACUAGGCCAUUCCAAGACAUGUAAAUGUUUCCCCUUAAACCACUUGAGUGUUGCUUUAGCAGUAUGCUUAGGGUCAUUGUCUUGCUGGAAGGUGAACCUCCGUCCCAGUCUCAAAUCUCUGGAAGACUGAAACAGGUUUCCCCUCAAGAAUUUCCCUGUAUUUAGCGCCAUCCAUCAUUCCUUCAAUUCUGACCAGUUUCCCAGUCCCUGCCGAUGGAAAAACAUCCCCACAGCAUGAUGCUGCCACCACCAUGCUUCACUGUGGGGAUGGUGUUCUCGGGGUGAUGAGAGGUGUUGGGUUUGCGCCAGACAUAGCGUUUUCCUUGGUGGCCAAAAAGCUAAUUUUAGUCUCAUCUGACCAGAAUACAUUCUUUCUGCUUAUUUUUUUCUUUAAGCAAUGGCUUUUUUCUGGCCACUCUUCCAUAAAACGCCCUGCUCUGUGGAGUGUAUGGCUUAAAGUGGUCCUAUGGACAGAUACUCCAAUCUCCGCUGUGGAGCUUUGCAGCUCCUUCAGGGUUAUCUUUGGUCUCUUUGUUGCCUCUCUGAUUAAUGCCCUCCUUGCCUGGUCCGUGAGUUUUGGUGGGCGGCCCUCUCUUGGCAGGUUUGUUGUGGUGCCAUAUUUUUUCCAUUUUUUAAUAAUGGAUGUAAUGGUGCUCCAUGGGAUGUUCAAAGUUUCUGAUAUUUUUUUAUAACCCAACCCUGAUCUGUAGUUCUCCACAACUUUGUCCCUGACCUGUUUGGAGAGCUCCUUGGUCUUCAUGGUGCCGCUUGCUUGGUGGUGUGCCUUGCUUAGUGGUGUUACAGACUCUGGGGCCUUUCAGAACAGGUGCAUAUAUACUGAGAUCAUGUGACACUUAGAUUGCACACAGGUGGACUUUAUUGCACUAAUUAUGUGACUUCUGAAGAUAAUUGGUUGCACCAGAUGUUAUUUAGGGGCUUCACAGCAAAGGGGGUGCACGCACCAUAUUUCCGUUAUUAAUUUUUUAGAAUUUUUUGAAACAAGUUAUUUUUUUCAUUUCACUUCACCAAUUUUGACUAUUUUGUGUAUAUCCAUUACAUGAAAUCCAAAUAGAAAUCCAUUUAAAUUACAGGUUGUAAUGCAACAAAAUAGGAAAAACGCCAAGGGGGAUGAAUACUUUUGCAAGGCACUGCAGGAAGUGUUAUCUGUCUCUGCCGUGAAGAUAAUAAACUGACUGAUUGUUAUCUUGGAUCAGUGGGUUUCAGCUCCAAUCGAUAUCACAUCAUGGAAAUGCAAUACGGACCUUAUGGAUCGCACAAACUUACUGCCCUUUUUAUUUACUUACUGUACCGUACUUAACGGAAGCUCUAGUGGUCUAGUGAAAUCAAUGACCUAUUCUUACAUCAUUGCUGUGUAAUAAGAGAUUGAAUCUUAAACUGGGAUCUCGUUAAUGCAGGAUUGGAGUAAAGCUCCUUCUCUCUCUGCGACCUGUCCUUUACCAUCCUCUCCUCUUCGGAACACAUCAUUAGCCCGGCUGUUUCAUUAACCUGGCUACACAUUGAUCAGGCUAAAGAUAGACAGGUUUUUUUCUCUCAACUUCUGAUAUUAAAUGUACAUUUCAAAUCGGAUCAUCCUCUAGCUAGCCUGUUAAUACGCCUCAAUCUACCUCUUGACAAAUUAGCUUCUGUUAGCAGCUGUGACUGUGUACUCCUCAAGAUAAUGACAGUCCUAGUUUCAUUCUCUCUGAAGUGUGUUUGAGCACCAGAGGAUGAAUAUUCCAUGUCAUUGUUUUGUCUGUAGGUCAUGUGACUGUCUAGUGUAUGUAUUCCACUCCACUGAUAAAUGUGCAUCAGGUGCCUAAAUGCAGACUAGGUAUUCUGUUUGAGAAGUGCCGUCAUACUGAGUGGACUAAGCCGGCGGUGGAUUAAUGGGCUGUGUGUGUGGUGUGCGUGUGCGUGUGUGUGUGUGUGUUCAUGUAGCUCAUGCGAUGCGACAGUGUGAAGACCCAGGAAGCUAACACCAAGGACUCAGCCCCCUUCUCUCCAUCCAGCCCACGGGAGAAGUGGCUUCGCAGGAGGACGCCUGUCAAACUGAGGGUGAGGAAACCAACAUGACUUAUUAAUGGAAGAUAAAGGACAAUUCAGUAGGAAGUGUCAAUAUCACAUUUAGCCUCACACUGUUGAUUAUAUGGCUGUGUCCGAAAUGGCACCCUAUUCCAUAUAUAUAUACAGUGGGGGAAAAAAGUAUUUAGUCAGCCACCAAUUGUGCAAGUUCUCCCACUUAAAAAGAUGAGAGAGGCCUGUAAUUUUCAUCAUAGGUACACGUCAACUAUGACAGACAAAUUGAGGAAAAAAAAUCCAGAAAAUCACAUUGUAGGAUUUUUUAUGAAUUUAUUUGCAAAUUAUGGUGGAAAAUAAGUAUUUGGUCACCUACAAACAAGCAAGAUUUCUGGCUCUCACAGACCUGCAACUUCUUCUUUAAGAGGCUCCUCUGUCCUCCACUCGUUACCUGUAUUAAUGGCACCUGUUUGAACUUGUUAUCAGUAUAAAAGACACCUGUCCACAACCUCAAACAGUCACACUCCAAACUCCACUAUGGCCAAGACCAAAGAGCUGUCAAAGGACACCAGAAACAAAAUUGUAGACCUGCACCAGGCUGGGAAGACUGAAUCUGCAAUAGGUAAGCAGCUUGGUUUGAAGAAAUCAACUGUGGGAGCAAUUAUUAGGAAAUGGAAGACAUACAAGACCACUGAUAAUCUCCCUCGAUCUGGGGCUCCACGCAAGAUCUCACCCCGUGGGGUCAAAAUGAUCACAAGAACGGUGAGCAAAAAUCCCAGAACCACACGGGGGGACCUAGUGAAUGACCUGCAGAGAGCUGGGACCAAAGUAACAAAGCCUACCAUCAGUAACACACUACACCGCCAGGGACUCAAAUCCUGCAGUGCCAGACGUGUCCCCCUGCUUAAGCCAGUACAUGUCCAGGCCCGUCUGAAGUUUGCUAGAGUGCAUUUGGAUGAUCCAGAAGAGGAUUGGGAGAAUGUCAUAUGGUCAGAUGAAACCAAAAUAGAACUUUUUGGUAAAAACUCAACUCGUCGUGUUUGGAGGACAAAGAAUGCUGAGUUGCAUCCAAAGAACACCAUACCUACUGUGAAGCAUGGGGGUGGAAACAUCAUGCUUUGGGGCUGUUUUUCUGCAAAGGGACCAGGACGACUGAUCCGUGUAAAGGAAAGAAUGAAUGGGGCCAUGUAUCGUGAGAUUUUGAGUGAAAACCUCCUUCCCUCAGCAAGGGCAUUGAAGAUGAAACGUGGCUGGGUCUUUCAGCAUGACAAUGAUCCCAAACACACCGCCCGGGCAACGAAGGAGUGGCUUCGUAAGAAGCAUUUCAAGGUCCCCAUAGAAAAUCUUUGGAGGGAGUUGAAAGUCCGUGUUGCCCAGCGACAGCCCCAAAACAUCAUUGCUCUAGAGGAGAUCUGCAUGGAGGAAUGGGCCAAAAUACCAGCAACAGUGUGUGAAAACCUUGUGAAGACUUACAGAAAACGUUUGACCUGUGUCAUUGCCAACAUUUGAGAAACUUUUGUUAUUGACCAAAUACUUAUUUUCCACCAUAAUUUGCAAAUAAAUUCAUUAAAAAUCCUACAAUGUGAUUUUCUGGAUUUCUUUUUCUAAUUUUGUCUGUCAUAGUUGACGUGUACCUAUGAUGAAAAUUACAGGCCUCUCUCAUCUUUUUAAGUGGGAGAACUUGCACAAUUGGUGGCUGACUAAAUACUUUUUUUCCCCACUGUAUAUAUAUAUAUAUAUAUAUAUAUAUAUAUAUAUAGUGCACUAGUUUUGACAAGGGCCCUGGAUAAAAGAAGUGCGCUAUAUAGAGAAUAGGGUGCCAUUUUGGACACACCCUACUGUGUGUAUUGGAGAAAGAAGCAGCUUAUAAUCUGUUCAAUCGCUGUAUGAAGAAAUUCCAAUGAAUAUUUAAUCAUCUUUAGCUGAAAUCUGCUCGAGAUGUUGAAACGUUUUAUAAUGGAAUCUCAGUCAGAGACAAAGCGAUAAGGACGUGCGCACACACACACACUAAGUCGCGCGAGCACGCACUUGCACACACACACACACACACGCGCGCGCACACGCACACACACUUACACACGCACUUUUAACAUCAGCUUCACACAUCUUUUCACAGCUUUAAUAAUUUCUGCCUCAAUAGCCUUGGUCUCCUAUAACAAAAAAAUACACCAACACUGAAUGGGUGAAGAGCUUCUGCAAUCUUGUGCAAUUGUUGCUUGUGUGUCAUUGUGUGGGCUGAGACCUGAAUGUUUGAAAAAAGACUCAGUGUUUCACCUUGGAUCAUCGAUGCUAGCACAACAACACAAUUACCUGACGCUCCAGCAUAAAAGACACCAAGACUACUGCCAGGCUGAAAGGUCAGCCCAGUCUAUUUCUGGGCCAUCUUUUAGUCACAGUAUAUUCAAAGGAAAUAAUUCAAUAACAAUGGGCUUUUGUCCUGUUAUAUUAUGUACUGUGUGGCCCACUGGAACAUAUACAGUAUAUUUAAGGAAACUUGCCAUAGGUUUUAUUUUUGGACUGUGUCUUACAUGCACUGCUCCAGCCUCCAAGCCUGUGAUCUGUGUCUCUUGUGUAAGUGGUAGAGUAGGAACAGCUGGAGGAGGAGCAGCUUGGAGAACAUGACCUGAAUAUGAUAUUUGUUAUAGCUGUAUUGCUAUACAGUCUCCUGGUGCCAUGUAUAGACUUCAUCUGGGCUCUGCCAGCUCAUCCAGGGGAUCGUGAUACCAUUCAGAGUUGCCUGCCUGGCGUCUGUGACGCUGUGACUUCAGUUCACUCUCCGAGGAAGGGGCUUUUUGUCACUGAUGGAGUGGGGCCACUGCUGUCUAUGCUGCUUCCUGAGCACCGCUGUGACCAGGAAGACAGGGGCCUGCCUCUCUUCACCAUCUCCUCCUCUCAGUGUGUGUGUGUCUGAGGGCAAGGUGAACUCACCACUCACCCGGUGUGAUAGCGAUAUGUUCUGCUAUUUUGUCAUAAGACAGGCAUUCAUGCAGAAAGAUUCGGCAGUGACCUGUAGCAGAGACAUGUGGCCACUGGCCAGAUAUUAGAAUCAAUCUGGCCUUUCAGCCUAUUCACAGCAGUAGACAGUGCUGUAGACGUGCCAGUGUUUAGAAGUCUCUCUCUCUCUGUGUGUGUGUGUGUGUGUGUGUGUGUGUGUGUGUGUGUGUGUGUGUGUGUGUGUGUGUGUGUGUGUGUGUGUGUGUGUGUGUGUGUGUGUACGGCAUGCUGAGAUGCCACAACUUCAGCAUGGCUAGGUACUGGCAAGGAUUCAUUAUUGACAAACUUAAUCAAUAUGCAAAUUGUGUUGUGUCUGGAAAUGUUUAACUGCUUCAUUAGCUGACAUUAGCUGGGGUCCCACUAUUCAUGAUACAGAGACUAUCACAUCAGUCUACACCAUAUGUUAGUGUGCUCAAACUAUGCUCCUGGAGCUAUAUUUUAAGAGUAUUAUGGAGACCUAUAUACAGUUCCGCUGCAUAUGAUGUGGUAGUUCAUGUACAAUAAACGAUGUACCAUUUGGUAACACUGUGAUUUUCUGUGACAUCAAUUAUGCUCAGAAAUGCCCCAAAAAGCAUGUCAGGUUUCAUUAGAUACUUAGGGCUCUAUUUUCAGCUGGCGUUAAGGCAGCGCUAGUGUCUAACUCACUCUCUUUGGCAAUUGUGACUUGUAAAAGCAAGUACUCUGCUAGGGUUGGUCAUUUAUCUGUCUUAUAUCAGCUCACUUGCGCUGAGGUGGGAGGGGUGGAAAUAUUGAAGGUGUGUUCUUAAAAACGUGCGCCAAUGUGCCAAUUUCAAUCAGCACUACUGGUGAUAUUUAAGACUGACCAAAAGCUGGUCUUAGCGGUAAUGCAAUUGGUUAUGGCGUCGAUUUUGCCAUCGGAAGCGCAGUAGCCUAAUCAGUAGCCUAUAACCAAUGUUUUAUUAUAUCACGAGCAUGCAGCUUGUUCUUCAUUAGGCAUAUGUGCGAUGUCCAUUGAAUGAAAGGUUUCAGUGACUGUAGGAAGUUUGUUUAGGAACAUCAAGUUAUUACAAUAGACUGCUUAUUGUUUUCCUUCAUCAGUUUGUAAAAAAAUUGCAUCUUCCACUUUCAUCUGUUGGAAUUAACAGUCAAAUCACGGGAAUUCAAUCACUGUCCUUGGUGCUAUAUCCACUUGUAGCCUAGGCUAUUUGCCAGUUCAUUUGUUUACCUUUCACGUGGGCCAUAUCAACGGUGAUGGUAGGCUUAUCUUAUUAUAACAUUUGGGCAAUGUCCAAUUGUCCAUGAAUCGAACAUGCAGUGCAUUUUCCAAAUGCGAAUGCAAUGUGUGUAGUCGAAUAUUUCCAUGUUGAAGCCAAUUAAAGAACUAGAUUGGCUACAUGUUUGUUAUAACUAGGCCUAUUGUAGGGUUACUGUUUAGUGUUUAAUAAACCAUAUUUAAUGGAUAAGACAAACAUCCAUGCAUACAUUGCCUUAUGCUCAUAAAACGAGAUUUGUGAUUUAUGAUAUCACGCUUCUGAGCCGAUCCUACACUGAACAAAAAUAUAAACGCGACAUGUAAAGUGUUGGUCCCAUGUUUCAUGAGCUGAAAUAAAAGAUCCCGAGUGGCGCAGCGGUCUAAGGCACUGCAUCUCAGUGCUCGAGGCAUAACUACAGACCCUGGUUUGAUUCCAGGCUGUAUCACAAUCCGGCUGUGAUUGGGAGUCCCAUAGGGCGGUGCACAAUUGGCCCAGCGUCGUCCGGGUUUGGCCGGGGUAGGCUGUCAUUGUAAAUAAGAAUUGGUUCUUAACUGACUUGCGUAUUUAAAUAAAAUAAAAUCCAUAUGCACAAAAGGUGUAUUUCUCUCAAAUGUUGUGCACAAAUUUGUUUACAUCCCUGUUAGUGAGCAUUUCUCUUUGCCAAGAUAAUCCAUCCACCUGACAGAUGUAGCAUAUCAAGAAGCUGAUUAAACAGCAUGAUCAUUACACGGGUGCACCAACACAAAACAAUGGCACAGAUGUCUCAAGUUUUGAGGGAGCGUGCAAUUGGCAUGCUGACUGCAGGAAUGUUCACCAGAGCUGUUGUCAGAGAAUUGAAUGUUAAUUUCUCUACCAUAAUGUCAAGGUAGAUGUAGGUGGGUGUGGUGGUGGAAUCAGGCGCAGGACGCAGAACGUUAGUCCAACAGACUUUAGUAGAUGCACACAAAAACAAUCACGAAUAAAUGCCCUGAGGCGAAAACUCCGCACGUAGGCGAAAAUAACGGGCGCACUAACAGGUGCGACAAAACACUCCAAACAAUAUGGAGAAAUAGCUCAACCGCGCAAACAGUAGAAUAACAGCCUACCGGCACGACAGUAAAACAAUAACACACAACACUAGACAAACACAACGAGAACUUAUAGGACACUAAUUACACUAAACGAUAACAGGUGUAACAACAAUCAGACAAAAGCAAACGAACAUAGAAACAUGCAACGGUGGCAGCUAGUAUUCCGGAGACGACGAACGCCGAAGCCUGCCCGAGCAAGGAAGAGAGGCAGCCUCGGCCGAAACCGUGACACAUAAUCUGCCUCCAACGUUGUUUUAGAGAAUUUGGCAGUACGUCCAACCGGCCUCACAACCGCAGACCACGUGUAUGGCGUCGUGUGGGUGAGCGGUCUGUGAACAGAGUGCCCCAUGGUGGUGGUGGGGUUAUGGUAUGGGCAGGCAGGCAUAAGCUAUGGACAAUGAACACAAUUGCAUUUUAUCGAUGGCAAUUUGAAUGCACAGAGAUAACGUGACGAGAUCAUGAGGCCCAUUGUGAGGCCCAUUUUUUUAAGGUAUCUGUGACCUACAGAGGCAUAUCUUUAUUCCCAGUCAGGUGAAAUCCAUUAAUUAGUGCCUAAUCUAUUUAUUUCAAUUGACUGAUUUCCUUAUAUGAACUGUAACUCAAUAAAAUCUUUGAAAUUGUUGCAUGUUGCGUUUAUAUUUUUGUUUAGUAUAUUUAGAAAUAUUGUUGUUUUAAAAAACAGAUUGAUUGUUUUCCGUUUACUUUGAUUAGAAACCAAACUUACUAGAAAGAUUCACCAUCCAUGGGUUUAGGUUGCGAAAACGUACGUGGCUCGAAUGCAAUGCAAUUUCGUCUGCUAUUUCAGAAGAAGAUGGUUUCAUGAUGUUUAUAAAACAUGACAUUUGGGAGCAGUAUAACAGCUUUCUCUUUAUAUUGGAUCUUUAUCCAGCUCCUGUGAAAAGUUUGGAUGUGCGUAAAACCCUCCAUAGUCUAAGUAACCUUGUCUGUAUUAUACGCCCACAAGGAGCAAUUAUGGUGCCUGUAACUUUAGUUAGACAUAGCCUAUUUAAAACAAGUUGUUGUUUCUUUUAUUUCAUUUUUUAUUAGAAUUAUACACUUUUUAGGCCUUAUCAGUAGCCUAGUGAAUUGUAUCUUGCUUAUUGACUACGUUUGGCAUGUCCAUGUCCAGACUGCAAUUUACAGUAGGCCUUAGCCCCUAUAUCAGUGUGAAUGCUAUAGCCUAUGUUUAACAAUGUAAUUCCAUAUUGAAGCAAUACAAUUAGAACAAUGUGGACUGCAAACGUGUUCAAUAUAUUUAGCAAAUAUGGGGCUGGCUAUUUAACAAACUAGGCUAUAGCGGACUAACAUUCGAAUUGGAGUUGAUGACAAUGCAAUACGUAAAUACACAACUUGAAGCAACCACAUAUUUAGCCAUUGAGCAUGUUCUGACUGGCCAGUGAGGCGUCAAUCCUCGACACACCCACAACUUGUUUAUUCAUCAAAACCCAGCCCUUUCGCGCCACCUCCAGCUACUGCUCCCAUAAUUCCGGUUGUGAAAAUAGCAUAAAUAUUUCAGACACACCCCCUAACCUAUAGCGCUACCGCCAGCGCAAAAAUGUACCAUUGUGUUAGGUUUGUUAAAAUAGAGCCCUUCAUGUACAGAUGCUACUGCACCACAGCCCUUUAAGUGUUCCUGAAAGUUUCCUUCAGUCAAACCCAUCCCCAAUUACUCUAUCACCAACCACCUGUGGUUAUGACUUAUGUUAUGACUGAGGUAUUGCUGGCAUUGCUGUAACAGAGCCAGGGAAAUUCAUCUGCAAACUCCUCUGCUUUCAAUUCUCAUGAAUAUCUCACCAGCCUAGCAAUAAAGUUGGUUUGUGUCCCAAAUGGAACACUAUUCCCUAUGUAGUGCAAUACUUUUGACUAGAGCCAUAUUGGCCAUGGUCAAAAGUAGUGUGCACUACAUAUAGAAUAGGGUGCCAUUUGGGAUGGAAGCAUAGAGUUAGAGGAUUUCUUCUUUAGGUUUAUUCAUCCUGCUCUUUGAAAUGAGAAGGGGAAGCAGAACCACACUGCUAUUGUAGCCAGGCUUCAUGGAGAUUUGACACCCUCUUUUGGUAAGGUCCUGUAGUGCACACUUCUGAGACUCCUUCGACACACGUCUCAAAUGUGAUACAUCAAAACAGGGAUACAUUGAAGAAUAGGGCUCUAUUUUCAGCUGGCGUUAAGGCAGCGCUAGUGUCUAACUCACUCUCUUUGGCAAUUGUGACUUGUAAAAGCAAGUACUCUGCUAGGAUUGGUCAUUUAUCUGUCUUAUAUCAGCUCACUUGCGCUGAGGUGGGAGGGGUGGAAAUAUUGAAGGUGUGUCCUUAAAAACGUGCGCCAAUGUGCCAAUUUCAAUCAGCACUACUGGUGAUAUUUAAGACUGACCAAAAGCUGGUCUUAGCGGUAAUGCAAUUGGUUAUGGCGUCGAUUUUGCCAUCGGAAGCGCAGUAGCCUAAUCAGUAGCCUAUAACCAAUGUUUUAUUAUAUCACGAGCAUGCAGCUUGUUCUUCAUUAGGCAUAUGUGCGAUGUCCAUUGAAUGAAAGGUUUCAGUGACUGUAGGAAGUUUGUUUAGGAACAUCAAGUUAUUACAAUAGACUGCUUAUUGUUUUCCUUCAUCAGUUUGUAAAAAAAUUGCAUCUUCCACUUUCAUCUGUUGGAAUUAACAGUCAAAUCACGGGAAUUCCAAUCACUGUCCUUGGUGCUAUAUCCACUUGUAGCCUAGGCUAUUUGCCAGUUCAUUUGUUUACCUUUCACGUGGGCCAUAUCAACGGUGAUGGUAGGCUUAUCUUAUUAUAACGUUUGGGCAAUGUCCAAUUGUCCAUGGCUCGAACAUGCAGUGCAUUUUCCAAAUGCGAAUGCAAUGUGUGUAGUCGAAUAUUUCCAUGUUGAAGCCAAUUAAAGAACUAGAUUGGCUACAUGUUUGUUAUAACUAGGCCUAUUGUAGGGUUACUGUUUAGUAUUUAAUAAACCAUAUUUAAUGGAUAAGACAAACAUCCAUGCAUACAUUGCCUUAUGCUCAUAAAACGAGAUUUGUGAUUUAUGAUAUCACGCUUCUGAGCCGAUCCUACACUGAACAAAAAUAUAAACGCAACAUGUAAAGUGUUGGUCCCAUGUUUCAUGAGCUGAAAUAAAAGAUCCCGAGUGGCGCAGCGGUCUAACGCACUGCAUCUCAGUGCUAGAGGCGUCACUACAGACCCUGGUUCGAUUCCAGGCUGUAUCACAAUAUGGCAGUGAUUGGGUGGUGCAUAAUUGGCCCAGCGUCGUCCGGGUUUGGCCGGGGUAGGCUGUCAUUGUAAAUAAUAAUUUGUUCUUAACUGACUUGCCUAGUUAAAUAAAAAAUGUUCCAUAUGCACAAAAGGUGUAUUUCUCUCAAAUGUUGUGCACAAAUUUGUUUACAUCCUUGUUUGUGAGCAUUUCUCUUUGCCAAGAUAAUCCAGAUUUUUCAUCCUUCCUUUGACAUCCCAUUUCCUCCUGCCGAUGUAAACACUAUGUCUGAGGAGGAGUGAUGCAGAAAAUAAUGAAAGACAUACAGAGUCUGCCCCAGAGCAAGGCAGUUAACCCACUGUUCCUCGGGCGCCGAUGACGUAGAUGUCAAUUAAGGCAGCCCCCGCACCUCUCUGAUUCAGAGGAGUUGGGUUAAUUGCGGAAGAUAUUUCAGUUGUACAACUGAGUAGGUAUUUCCCUUUAUAGUGCAUUACAUUUGACCAGGGAUCAUAGGUCUCUGGUCAAAAGUAGGGCACCAUAUACACCAAUUUGUAAGUCGCUCUGGAUAAGAGCGUCUGCUAAAUGACUUAAAUGUAAAUGUAAAUAUACGUAAUAUACUCUUAGAAAAAAGGGUUCCAAAAGAGUUAUUUGGCUUUCCCCAUAGGGUAAACCUUUUUGGUUCCAGGUACAACCCUUUUUGUUUCCAGGUAGAACCCUUUUCGGUUCAAUGUAGAACCGUCUGUGGAAAGGAUUCUACAUGAACCCAAAAGGGUUCUAUCUGGAACCAAAAAUGGUUCUUCAAAGGGUUCUCCUUUUUAGAUUUUCUAAGAGUGUAGGGUGCCAUUUGGGACGCACACAAAGGCAAAGAGAAGUUACAGUAAAUCUCUUCUCCUCAUGCAGAAUGUGACUGGCAACCACAGGGUGAAUGAUGUCAUCGCCACAGAGGAGGGACCACAGACUCUGGUUGGUCGGUUCAUGUAUGGCCCCCUGGACAUGGUGACUCUGACUGGAGAGAAGGUGACGACACGACAUAAACAUUAUUCCUGAACCUUUUUGCAUCAUUUGCAAACACUAUUUGCACUAUUUACAACACUAUAGUUGCAACACUUUUAAAGUGUCUGCAUUUCAAUAAAGUGAAAUUGAUACUUCUCUUAUAGUGGUCUGACAAAGGAAUUUGCUUUGACAGACGUCAACACUGAAGUUUAUUGAAGGGAUUUAAUUGCUGCCCUGAGCAUUUGUUAUCUUAUCAUCUUAUCUUAUCAUGAAUCUAUCUUGUCCUCUCCCAGGUGGACAUUCUCCUGAUGACCCAGCCCCAGUCCGGCCGCUGGGUCCACUUUGACACGGAGGUGACCACCAGUAGUGGCAGAGUGGUUUACACCAUCCCCAAGAGCAAAAAGCUGGCCACCGGGGUCUACCCUAUCAAAAUGGUGGUCAAGUAAGCAAAUAACUCCUUUUCAUUUCUUAUUGAGAUGCAACCACAGAAUAUUUGUUACAGUAUGUUAGAGGUUGUAUCAGUAAUGAAAUGGAUGCGGGUUGGGACGAGUUCCCAUGAAAGUGGAGGAAUACUAAAUGUAAUUAUGGCCCAUAUCAGUGAUGGUGGUAAAGUACUGUGAAGCUCUAACAGUGUACUCACAGGUUGUUGAAUAACAAGGAGCCCCAGAGCUGCUGCGGCUGUGAAUUGCCACCAUACCUAGCAAUCAUCCUCCCCCCUCUCCCCUCUCUUUACCUCUUUCUACCCAGGGGAGAUCAGACGAGUGCGGAGGCCUACCUGACGGUGCUGCCCAGGGGGAUGGAGUGUGUGGUGUUCAGCAUCGAUGGCUCCUUCGCUGCUAGCGUCUCCAUUAUGGGCAGUGACCCUAAAGUCCGCCCCGGAGCUGUGGAUGUCGUCAGGUAACUCAUGCCUCCAAGUGUGUGUGUGUGUGCAUGCGUGCGUGCGAGUGUUUGUGUGUGUGUUUGUGAAUGUGAAUGUGCCUUCCAGCUUUUGUUUGAUUAAGGAGCAGUUCGAGCAGAGAUAAAUUAUUAAUGGAAUAAAAAUACUAACUAAAUUACAACGCCAACAAGUCAUCUGUUCAGCUCAGAAUAUUAUCCUUGUAUUUUGUCACAUUAAAGGGAGUUUGAAGGAAGUUGCUAACUAGUGUUAGCAUAAUUGCUAACUAGAAUUAGCGCAAUUGCUAACUAGCGUUAGCGCAAUGACUGGAAGUCUACAUGAACAGCUGUAGACUUCCAGUCAUUGUGCUAACGCUAGUUAGCAUUUGUUCGCAAACCUACAGUGCAUUCGGAAAGAAUUCAGACCCCUUUACUUUUUCCACAUUUUGUUACUUUACAGCCUUAUUCUAAAAUGGAUUAAAUAAAAAGAAAUCCUCAUCAAUCUACACACAAUACCCCAUAAUGACAAAGCAAAAACAGGUUUUUAGAAAUGUUUGCGAAUUUAUAAAAAAUUAAAAACUGAAAUUCCUUAUUUACAUAAGUAUUCAGACCCUUUGCUAUGAGACUCGAAAUUGAGCUCAGGUGCAUCCUGUUUCCGUUGAUCAUCCUUGAGAUGUUUCUACAACUUGAUUGGAGUCCACCUGUGGUAAAUUCAAUUGAUUGGACAUGAUUUGGAAAGGCACACACCUGUCUAUAUAAGGUCCAACAGUUGACAGUGCAUGUCAGAGCAAAAACCAAGCCAUGAGGUCUAAGGAAUUGUCUGUAGAACUCUGAGACAGGAUUGUGUCGAGGCACAGACCUUUGGCAGGGUACCAAAAAAAUUCUGCAGCAUUGAAGGUCCCCAAGAACACAGUGGCUUCCAUCAUCAUUCUUAAAUGGAAGAAGUUUGGAACCAGCAAGACUCUUCCUAGAGCUGGCCGCCCGGCCAAACUGAGCAAUCAGGGGAGAAGGGCCUUGGUCAGGGAGGUGACCAAGAACCCGAUGGUCAUUCUGACAGAGCUCUAGAGUUCCUUUGUGGAGAUGGGAGAACCUUCCAGAAGGACAACCAUCUCUGCAGCAAUCCACCAAUCAGGCCUUUAUGGUAGAGUGGCCAGACGGAAGCCACUCCUCAGUAAAAUGCACAUGACAGCUCGCUUGGAGUUUACCAAAAGGCACCUAAAGGACUCAGACUAUGAGAAACAAGAUUCUCUGGUCUGAUGAAACCAAGAUUGACCUCUUUGGCCUGAAUGCCAAGCAUCACUUCAGGAGGAAACCUGGAACCAUCCCUACGGUGAAGCAUGGUGGUGGCAGCAUCAUGCCGUGGGGAUGUUUGACUGGGAGACUAGUCAGGAUCGAGGGAAAGAUGAAUGGAGCGAGAUCCUUGAUGAAAACCUGCUCCAGAGCGCUCAGGACCUCAGACUGGGCCGAAGGUUCACCUUCCAAUAGGACAACGACCCUAAGCACACAGCCAAGACAACGCAGGAGUGGCUUCGGGACAAAUCUCUGAAUGUCCUUGAGUGGCCCGGACUUGAACCCGAUCGAACAUCUCUGGAGAGACCUGAAAAUAGCUGUGCAGCGGCUUGAGAGGAUCUGCAGAGAAGAAUGGGAGAAACUCCCCAAAUACAGGUGUGCCAAGCUUGUCGCAUCAUACCCAAGAAGACUCGAGGCUGUAAUCGCUGCCAAAGGAGCUUCAACAAAGUACUGAGUAAAGGGUCUGAAUACUUAUGUAAAUGUGAUAUUUCAGGUUUUUAUUUUUAAUACACUUGCCAGAAAUUCAAAAAAACUGUUUUUGCUUUGUCAUUAUGGGGUAUUGUGUGUAGAUUGAUGAGGGGGGAAAAAAUAAUUUCAUCAAUUUUAGAAUAAGGCUGUAAUGUAACAAAAUGUGGAAAAAGUAAAGGGGUCUGAAUACUUUCUGAAUGCACUGUACCUUUAACUUCCUUCAAACUGGACACAGAUACAUAAAUAAUGUAUCCACGAGUUCAUCUGACUCUGGGGAAGUAGAUAAAGGGCUUCAUUGCUAAAGAUUCUGAAGUAUUCCUUUAAUACAUGAAGGGAGAAAACAAAGAUGACUGAAAAAAAGAAGAAAAUAAACCAUAAAUCUCAGAGGAAUAUUAUUGAUGUCAAUCUGUCUUUAUGUUCAGUGAAAAUGAUAAUUCUCAGAGGAAUGUAUCUAUUUAUCUUUGUGUCCAGACACUGGCAGGACUUGGGCUAUCUUAUCAUCUACAUCACAGGGAGGCCAGACAUGCAGAAGCAGCGCGUGGUGUCAUGGCUGUCCCAACACAACUUCCCCCAGGGCAUGAUCUUCUUCUCUGAGGGCCUGGUCCAUGACCCACUGAGACAGAAAACCAUCUUCCUCAGGAACCUAGUGCAGGAGGUACAACACAUUCAUAAUACAGUGGAUCUCUUUUUCAUUCUCUCUAUCUCGACUCCUUCUCUUUGUGUAUCUCUUCCUGUUUUUCUUUCUCUCCUUCUCUCUCCCCUCCCCCUCCCUCCUCUAUUACCACGCAACUUUCCUUGGUUUUUUCACAGUGCUUUUUUAUCACAAAAAAUAACCUCUGGUCGCCUGGGAUAAAAGUGUUUUUUUUUUUCCCCCCCCCCCUUUGUCUCUCCCCUCCCCCCCUCUCUCUCCCCUCUCCCCCCUCUUCCCCCUCCCCCUCUCCUCCGUUUUUUGUUUUUUCCCCUUUUCUCCUCUCCUCGUCCCCUCUUCCCCCCCUCCUCGUCUCUCCCCCUCUCCCCCCCUUUUUCCUUCCCCUUCCCCCUCUCACCCCCCCCGCUCCCCCCCCUUUCCCCCUCUCUCUCUCCUCUCCCCUCUCCCCCUCCCGUUUUUGCCCCUUUUCCUCAUUUCCCCUUUUCUCUCUUUUCCCCUCUCUCCUCCCUCUCUCCUCUCCCCCUCCUUCCCCCUCCCCUCUCUCUUCGGCCCCUUCCCUUCCCCCCUUUUCUCUCGCCCUUUUUCAAUUUUUUUCCCUCCCUCUUCUUCCCCUCCCCCCUCUCCCCUCCUCCCUUUCUCCUUCCCUCUUCUCCCUUUCUCCCCCGUUUUUCCUCUCUCCUUUUUCGUUUUUCCUUCCCUUUCCCUUUGGGGUUUUUCCCUCCCCCCCGUUCCUCUAAACCCCCCCCCUUCAUCCUUCUCGUCCCAAUUUUUUUCUCUGGUCUCCCCCUUCCCCCUCCUUUCACUUCCCUCUCCUCCCCCUUCCCCUUCUCCCCCUCUCUUCUCCUCCUUCCCAUCCGGCCCCCCCCCCGCCCCCUCCCUCUCCCCCCCCUUUUUUGGUUUUUCCCUUUUCUCCUUCCCUUUUAUCUCCCCUCCCUUUUUUCUCUCUCCCCCUCCCCUUUCCCCCCCUUUUUUUCCCACCCCCCCCCCUUUUUUUUCCUUUUCCUUCCCCCCUCUCUUCCCCCCCUCUUUUUCUCUCUCUCCUCUGCCAGUGUCCAUUAAGAUCAACUCAGCAUACGGCUCCAUGAAGGACAUCUCUGUGUACAACAUGCUGGGUCUGAGUCCUUCCCAGAUUUAUAUUGUGGGCAGGCCUUCCAAGAAGUACCAGAAUCAAUGCCAGGUAGACAUCAGGGGACUGUACACUCCUCUUCUACUUUUCUUUAUCGAUCAAGCUAAUGGCAUUGACUCACUAAUAGCUAUUGAUCGUGUUUUGAUGUAUCUAUUCUGGUCUGUCUGUGGCUUUUGUUCAUUCCUGUCACUCUCCAUCUCUCUCUACCUGUUUAAUCUUCGAUUAUUUUAUCUAACAUGGCCUCUCUCUCUCUCUCUCUCUCUCUCUCUCUCUAUCUCAUAGUUUCUAAGUGAUGGCUAUGCAGUGCACCUCUCCUCACUGCAGUUUGGCCACCGGGCCAGACCCAAGAAGACCUCCUCGGUCCGCAUGGUCCUAAGGAAAGGCUCCUUCGGCCUCUCUGCCAAACCUGACUUCCUGUGUAAACGCACCCACCUGAGGAGAACCAUGUCUGUCCAGCACGCUGACCCUCCCUGCACUCCCAACCCCAAGCCUGAGCGGGCCCAGAGCCAACCAGAGUCUGACCAGGAUCCCGAGGGAGGAGGAGGGGGCGGCGGCCAUGGUGUCUGGGGGCGGGCCUCCAUGCACCGUGGAGAAGCCACACCC